AUGAGAUUACUCACUGCCCUUGCCGGCCUCAUCGCGGGGGUCACUGCUCUCACUCCCCAAUCCAACUUGCCAUCAGCCCAAUCUAUCCUGAAAGACAGUCAAGCACAAUCGCGCAAACCAAAUAUCCUCUUGGUGAUCACCGACGACCAAGACCUCCAACUGGAUUCCAUAUCCUAUACCCCCCUGAUCUCAAAACACAUUCGCGACCAGGGCACUUUUUUCCGCAACCAUUUUGUCACCACAGCCCUGUGCUGUCCGUCGCGCGUGAGUCUGUGGACCGGUCGCCAGGCACACAACACCAAUGUAACCGAUGUUAAUCCGCCCUACGGUGGAUAUCCCAAAUUUGUCGAGCGCGGGUUCAAUGAUGAUUUCCUCCCGCUCUGGCUGCAAGGGGCGGGCUAUGAUACGUAUUACACUGGCAAAAUGUUCAACGCACAUACCGUAGACAACUACCAUAGCCCGCACAUCAAUGGGUUCAAUGGAUCGGAUUUCCUUCUCGAUCCUUAUACGUAUUCGUACCUUAAUUCGACUUAUCAGCGAAACCACGAACCACCGGUCAGCCAUGAGGGUGAACAUACCAUCGACGUGAUCACGGGAAAAGCACUGGGCUUCCUCGAUGAUGCCUUGGCCGGGGAGAGGCCCUUCUUCCUGGCGGUGUCGCCCGUCGCGCCGCACUCAAAUAUUGACCCCGGCAAUGUCGCUUCAGGGAAGACCUACAUGUCUGCACCCAUCCCCCUCCAACGACACACGCAUUUAUUCCAGGAUGUCACGGUGCCUCGCACGGCAAAUUUCAAUCCGGACCAGCCAAGUGGAGUCAGCUGGGUUCAUGAUCUGCCUCUGCAGAAUCAAUCGGUGGUCGACUACCACGAUCACUUUUAUCGUUCCCGUCUGCGCGCCCUUCAAGGUGUGGAUGAAUUAGUGGAUGGGCUUGUCACUCGCCUUGAAAAGAGUGGUCAGCUGGAUCAUACGUAUAUCAUCUAUACCUCGGAUAAUGGGUUCCACAUUGGCCAGCACAGACUGCCACCCGGGAAGACUUGCGGGUUUGAGGAGGAUAUUCGGGUCCCCUUGUUCAUUCGGGGCCCUGGAGUUGCCAAGGGAGAUGUACAGGAUGCGGUGACUACUCAUGUGGACUUGGCACCGACCUUGUUCCAUCUUGCGGGUAUUCCGACCAGGGAUGAUUUCGAUGGUACAGCCAUUCCUGUGAUGCCCGGGUUUGGUGGUGAGCGGCAUGAACAUGUGACCGUGGAAUAUUGGGGUUCUGCGGUGGUCGAAGGUGCUUAUAGUGGUCUUGGCCCCGGAGGCUCGACCCUCAUCCCGAACAACACCUACAAAUCCGUGCGCUUGCUUGGAGAAGGCUACAAUCUGUACUACUCGGUCUGGUGCAACAAUGAACACGAACUGUACGAUCUCUCGACCGAUCCGUACCAGCUGAACAAUCUGUACCCGACGACAUUCCAGGGGGACUGUGAGGCUCCCCACAUUCUCGGUCGCACCUUAUCCCAGACUCUCAGUCGACUCGACGCUCUUUUGAUGGUCCUCAAGUCGUGUCAGGGUAUGACUUGCAUCGAGCCUUGGGAUGUUCUCCAACCGGUAGACCCAGUGAGUACGCUCAAAGAUGCUUUACAUCCACAAUAUGAUGGCUUCUAUGGCGCACAGCCUCGGGUCUCCUUUGACUGGUGUGAUGCGGGAUACAUCGUGGACGCCGAAGGUCCCCAAGUGCCGUUAACUAGUCGAUAUGGCGUGUCUUGGGAUGUAUGGGUAUAA
Penicillium digitatum Pd1 is the source of this 1764-nucleotide messenger RNA. Its product is annotated as Alkaline phosphatase-like, alpha/beta/alpha. Gene Ontology annotation, molecular function: glycosaminoglycan binding; N-acetylglucosamine-6-sulfatase activity. The record is from RefSeq and is a predicted model, not a curated record. NCBI's taxonomy places the organism in Eukaryota, Fungi, Ascomycota, Eurotiomycetes, Eurotiales, Aspergillaceae.